GCUAACAAAACCCUAUCUCUCUUCUUAACCUCUCUCUCGUCGAUUAAGGUCAGAAGAAAAAAGUUCGCCACUUCGCCGUUCCUUCAUGCCUGGAGCCAGAGCCGUCGAUCCUCGUAGUUCCUAUCUUCUUCGUCGCCAUCGAGAUACCUCGACACCGGGCAGUGGUCUUCCGAUCCUCAUAGAGUACCACGAUUUCGCUCCAUCCCACUUACCGACGGUGCAUACGCCUGCCUCAGCCGCCGUGUGAAGCCAACAUCACAACCCCAAUCUCUACUGCCUCCAAUUUACAGAGGGGAACAACUCUGCUGUAAGCAUCAAGUUGCAGCAAGACUUGCUGAUGCGCUGGGAGAAUGUGUUGAUGUAAUGGUGUCCGAUGAGGAACUUGCGUUCAUGCUUUCUCAUCUUUGAUGGAGGAGCAGUUAUUUGGAGUCAAUUUUUCCAGAAAACAAUGGAGGAAGACAUCAACUAAGGUUUUUAAUUAUUUAAGCAUGUUUCAAUAAUAAAAGCUACAUCUCCUUGCCUAAUGAAUCUGUAUUAGCUACCCUCUUGUGGACAGUUGUGGUAGGUCAAAUGCCAUUUCUUCUUACCUCUUUUAGUCUUUUUAGUACACCCUUUGGGUAUGAUUUUGCCACUUGCCACCCCUCGACUAUCAAAUAUGCUCCAUAUUCCAAAAAUAAGCUUUUCAAUUUAUUAUACCGAAGCAAGACUAAAAAUUUGUAUAAGAUGAAAAUGGGUUCUACUGCUGCUCAUUAUGAAGCAUUGGCAAGCAUAGUAAUAAUGCUAUUAUUAGCAAUGGCCUUUGCUACCGACCCAAACCAGCUGCAAGAUUUUUGCGUUGGAGUGGCCAGUCCCUUAAGAGGAGUGUUUGUGAACGGGCGGUUCUGCAAGGACCCAAUGGAAGUCACAGCAAGCGAUUUUCUCUUCAGGGGUCUAAACAUCCCACGGAACACAACCAACAGAGAAGGCUCAAACGUGACCCGCGUGGACGCGAACGCCUUCCCAGGCCUCAACACCCUAGGCAUCUCCCUGGCCCGGAUCGACCUCGCCCCGCGCGGGGGGCUCAACACCCCCCACCACCACCCCAGGGCCACGGAAGUCCUCACCGUACUCAAGGGCACCCUCUACGCCGGGUUCAUAGCCUCCAACCCCCCGACAGGAGGCCCCAACCGGCUAUUCCUCAGGGUGUUGGAGGAAGGGGACGUGUUCGUUUUCCCCCAGGGGAUGGUACACUUUGAAAUGAAUCUGGGGAGUGGGCCCGGCGUCGCGCUUUCGGCUUUUAGUAGCCAGUCUCCGGGUGUGGUGACCGCUGCCGGUGCCGUGUUCGGGUCUAGACCAUCUGUGUCCGUUGAUGUGCUUAGCAAGGCCUUCCAGCUUGACCCAAAGACGGUUAAGGCUUUGCAAGCUAAGUUUCACAAGAGAGAAGACACCAUUAUUUUCAGCCUCAUCGAGAGAGCCAAGUUCCCCGUCAACGCCCCAUUGUACGCCGCCGCCGGUGAUAAAUCUACGCCGUUUUCCGGCCCGGGAUCUCUUUUCGAGUACUUUGUCAAUCAAAGCGAGGCUCUUCAGUCUCAGAUGGGAAGAUAUUCAUCUAAAGAGGAGCUUCCUUUCUUCCCGAGUCAAUUGCCGAAGCCAUUUGCGCCGAGCAGUGAAUGUGUAUCGUAUUUGUAUCCUAAGGCUGCCGACGUGAAUGCCUCAACCAACGUCAAUACCAUGAUUUGGAGCUUUUAUCUCACCGGCAUUCUUCACAACUUCACCAAAGCGGGUAGCGAUGAAAACUACGCUUCCACGGCUAUGGCCGACCUCCUAUGUUUGCAGGCACUCUCUAGAAGGAUUCAUUACGGAAGAUUUGUUGCUGAGGCUAAAUUCAGUAGUGCUCCUGAUCAAUACAAAAAACUUAUUCAUGCUAAGAACAAAGAAGCUCUUGAGAACUUGCUGACAAAUAGAACUGUGGAAGCGCAAGUCAAAAAUCGAGUGUGGCUGAAAGCCACAGAGUUUGCAAAAGAAGUGACACUCAACAAUACUAAGAGUGGAAGUGGAGAGUACAAGAUUGAUCCCAUCCAAGUGUCCAACUUAUAUGAAAAUUGGGUGAUCCCUUUAACAAAAAAAGUUGAAGUUGAGUACCUUCUGCGGCGUCUUAAUUGACCCAAUUAAUUGAUAUUUCAAGACAAUGUGGUUUAUAGUGUCUUGUUGUAAAACAAAGUACUUUUAUUAUUUCAUGACUCGUAUUAUGAAAUGUUCCACUCUAUUUAUUUCGAAACAUGAAACCCUCAUAUUUAUUUAAGGCAUGUUUGAUGAGUUUACGAAAGUAGAUAUCAUAUGAAUUUUGAAAUUUGGAAAAGUUGAUAUGAAUUUUAAAAACGGAAAUGGAAGUGUUUAAAGAAAUCUAAAUAUGGUUG
Molecule: messenger RNA, 2396 nt
Organism: Cuscuta campestris
Lineage: Eukaryota; Viridiplantae; Streptophyta; Magnoliopsida; Solanales; Convolvulaceae
Source: the annotation of a GenBank genome assembly